Messenger RNA from Cokeromyces recurvatus, 1665 nucleotides. Its product is annotated as aldehyde dehydrogenase domain-containing protein. Lineage: Eukaryota; Fungi; Mucoromycota; Mucoromycetes; Mucorales; Mucoraceae. Gene Ontology annotation, molecular function: aldehyde dehydrogenase (NAD+) activity. The transcript is spliced from 4 exons. The coding region runs from base 108 to 1595 and encodes 495 amino acids. The record is from RefSeq and is a predicted model, not a curated record.
UUGUUACACUAUAUAUAAGCUACCAAGAAUACAUAAUUUUCUGCAUUUCUUUUUUUUUUCUUUUCUUUUAUUCUCUUUUUCAUAUAUAUAACUUUUAAAAUAAAGAGAUGACGCAAAAGGAUAUUCAAACAGUUAAAACUUCAAAAGGUCAAGAAGUUAAAGUUCAUACUUAUCUUUUCAUUAACAAUGAGUUUAUUCCUGGAAAUGGGCCUAUGAUUGAAACCAUCAAUCCUGCUACAGAAGAAGUAAUUUGCUCUGUUCAUUCUGCAGACCAAUCUAAUGUGGAUGCAGCUGUACAGGCUGCACAGGAAUGUUUCAAGACAACUUGGCGAAGAGUAUCUCCUGCAGAACGUGGACGUCUGAUAAAUAGGCUUGCUGACUUGAUGGAACGUGAUAAAGAUGAAUUGGCGACAUUAGAUGCUCUUGAUAAUGGUAAGGCGUUUACGAUAGCUCGUGAUGUAGAUAUCACUGAUUCAAUUGGCUGCUUCCGUUAUUUUGCUGGUUGGGCUGAUAAAAUUCAUGGUAAAACAAUUGAUACAACCUUUGAUAAGUUGUGUUAUACUCGCCAUGAACCACUUGGUGUUGUCGGUUGUAUCAUUCCUUGGAAUUAUCCUAUUAUGAUGGCGACUUGGAAAUUUGCACCUGCCUUGGCAGCUGGAAAUACAAUUGUAAUGAAAUCUUCUGAAAUUACACCACUUUCUUUAUACAAGUUUGCAGAAUUGGUCAAGGAAGCUGGAUUCCCUCCUGGCGUCAUAAAUAUCAUUACUGGUUAUGGCCAAACUACAGGUGCAUUCCUUACUAAUCAUAAAGGUAUCAGUAAGAUGGCUUUUACGGGUUCUACUGUAACUGGUCGUAAAGUGAUGGAAUCUAGUGCAAAUAGCAACUUGAAGAAACUUCAAUUAGAAUUAGGUGGUAAAUCUGCUCAAAUCGUUUGCGCUGAUGCAGACCUUGCUAAUGCAGCUAUUCAUUCUCAUGGUGGUAUCUUUAACAAUCAUGGUCAAAGUUGUAAUGCAGGUUCUCGUAUACUUGUUCAUGAGGAUGUGUUCGAUAAAUUUAUGGAAUUGUUUAUUGCCGAAACAAAGAAAAUCACUCUUGGUGAUCCAUUUGAUGAGAAUACUUUUCAAGGUCCUCAAAUUAGUAAAGACCAAUUUGAUAAAAUCAUGAAUUAUAUUAGAAUUGGUCAAGAGGAGGGAGCUACGUUGGCUCUUGGAGGUAAACGCUGGGGGGAAAAGGGCUAUUACAUUGAACCCACGAUUUUCACACAUUGUAAAAAUAAUAUGCGUAUUAUGCAAGAAGAAAUCUUUGGUCCUGUAGUAGCUAUUGCUACUUUUAAAACUAUUGAAGAAGCUAUUGAAAUGGCUAAUGAUUCAAAGUAUGGAUUGGCAGGUGGUGUAUACACUUCUAAUAUUAAUACUGCUAUUGCUGUUUCUAAUGAGCUUCAAGCUGGUACUGUCUGGGUUAAUUGUUUUGAUAUCUUUGAUCACUCGACUCCUUUUGGUGGUUAUAAACAAUCUGGUUUUGGUAAAGAACUUGGUAAAUAUGCUAUUCAAGAAUAUACUCAAGUUAAAGUUGUUAAAAUUCAAAGCAACUUGUAAGCCAUUUCUACUAUGCUAAAUGAUCUAUAUUAAUAAUAAACUUUACAAUUAUUGCUUUAUUUGAUAAACA